Messenger RNA from Pocillopora meandrina, 406 nucleotides. The record is from the annotation of a GenBank genome assembly. NCBI's taxonomy places the organism in Eukaryota, Metazoa, Cnidaria, Anthozoa, Scleractinia, Pocilloporidae.
AUGUGUAUUUUGGUGUCAGCAUCUUUUAUUACUCAAAGUAAAGCAAUCGUGAGCUUUGGGAAAAAGGAUGGGAAAAGAUACUCAAAGUUUUCACUAGAAGCGGAUAAAGGGAGCUUCAACCAGGUUCAGUGUCUUAUGUUCGUUACUUUAAGAAAUAUGAGCUCCAUACAGGCUUCUUCAUCACUCUCCAACGCCGUUGAUGUAACCACAUUUUUCCUUUUGUUUUGUUUCUAUUUUUCUUUAUUUUACAGAACUCGCUUGACGAAGGACGAACUAUUCGAGAUCUAUGCGUGGCUAUGAGGGACGUCUGUGAAGGAAGAAAACUUGAAAGUGAUGAAAACACCUCACAACAAGUUUAGAGCUUCUUUGCGUCAAGUUAUAAUAAUCAAAACUAUAUGUAAAGUUU